Messenger RNA from Metarhizium brunneum ARSEF 3297, 1818 nucleotides. RefSeq names its product Lanosterol synthase. Gene Ontology annotation, molecular function: lanosterol synthase activity. NCBI's taxonomy places the organism in Eukaryota, Fungi, Ascomycota, Sordariomycetes, Hypocreales, Clavicipitaceae. Gene Ontology annotation, biological process: triterpenoid biosynthetic process; ergosterol biosynthetic process. Gene Ontology annotation, cellular component: lipid droplet. The record is from RefSeq and is a predicted model, not a curated record.
AUGACGUUUUGUGCAGGCAUAGUUAUUGCCUGGUAUGUCACCGAGACGGCAAUCCCCGACCACGUUGUAACAGAACUACAGGCAUAUCUUGCUACCAGAGUCAACUCACAGGAUGGAGGCUGGGGUCUGCAUACGACUGGUGAGAGCAACAUUUGCGGCACCACCAUCAAUUACAUUGUCAUGAGAAUUGCUGGCAUGUCUCCUUAUCACCCCAUUCUUAUUCGAGCGAGAGAGUUUAUUCACUCUCACGGCGGUGCCCUAUACUCGUUGGUCUGGGGGAAGCUGUGGAUGGCCAUCCUGGGCAUUGUUGACUGGGAUAUUGUCCACCCGAUGCCUGCAGAAAUUUGGCUGCUCCCCGAGUAUGUGCCCUUUCAUCCUUGGAGGUUCUACGUCGAGAUGAGGCUGGCCGGUCAGCCCAUGUCCUACCUGUAUUCGACCAGGUGGAGAUGCAAAGAGACCGAUCUUAUCAAGUCGCUCCGAGAAGAACUUGUUGCUCGGCUAUACGGAGAGAUUGACUGGGAACGACACAGGACAACUGUCUCCAAGGCAGACUACAAACAGCGCAGGUCACGGAUCGUUGAUGGCAUAAACUGGGCAUACGUUAAUAUUUGGAAGCCUUAUCUGCUUCCUGACUUUAUUAAAUCCAGGGCAGAGGACUGGCUGGGCGAGCUGAUUGAUAUGCAAGCAAGAAAUACGUAUCACGGAGGCAUCGCCGCAGCCGACCAGCCAAUGUCAACCAUUGUAUCCUACUCCCGAGACGGCGCAAAGUCGUCGUCCUUGACCAAAUACGUCGAUAAAAUGCAAGAAUUUCUCUGGAUGACCGGGGACGGCAUGCUGGUCAACAGUACCAACGGCAGCCAGUCCUGGGACACUGCCUUCAUUGUUCUUGGCAUCUGCGCAGCCGGCCUACAUCAAAAUGAACGCUGGAGACGGAUAUGUGUGAAGGCUCUAGGGUGUUGGACUUUUAGCAAUAAGUACCAGGGCUAUGCCGUCAGUGACUACACGGCUGAGGCGAUCAAGGCCAUUAUUCACCUCCAAACCACUGCACAUUAUCCUACCCUGUUAGACGAUGAGCGAAUAUUCGAUGCUGUGGAUUCCAUGAUUCUGUAUCAGAACAGCACCGGGGGCGUUUCCGCCUUUGAGGCACGAAGGGGAAGCCCAUAUCUUGAGCUGCUCAACCCCACGGAAAUUUUUACCCGGAACAUGGUCGAGCAAGACUACCCAGAGUGUACGUCGUCGUGCAUCACAGCGUUGGCCCUAUUCAGAGAAUACUGGCCACAGUACAGGACCCAAGACAUUGCAAAGUUUAUACAGCGCGGAGUCGAGUGGAUCAAGUCGGACCAGCGAGCUGAUAGUUCGUGGUACGGAAGUUGGGGCAUUUGCUAUACUUAUGGCACCAUGUUUGGCUUGGAAGCGCUGGCUGCUGUUGGUGAGACGUAUGAGAAUAGUUUAAACGCCCAAAAGGCCUGCGAUUUUCUCAUUUCGAAGCAGCGACAAGACGGAGGGUGGUCGGAAAGCCUACAGGGCUGCGCGGACCAAAGAUAUACUGAAAGCCCACAAGGCUCACUUGUUGUCCAGACGGCCUGGGCUCUCAUCGCGUUGAUGGCAGGCGAGUACCCGGCCGUGGAGCCGAUCAAACGUGGUGUCAAGCUGCUCAUGAGCCGCCAGCAAGACAAUGGCGAAUGGCUGGAGGAGGAGAUUCUGGGCGCUUUUCACGGGUUUUGUUCAUUUUCAUACCCCAACUACAAGUUUUCCUUUACCAUCCGCGCUCUAGGUACUUUUGCGACAAGAUACCCGGACGAAAAGGUUGCAGAAUAA